AGGUUCAUUCACAGCAGCGAGGGAGCUGCUGUUCAUCCUCCAUCCGUCCUUUCUCCCAUCGAUCCUCCCAUUCAUCCAUCAAUCUCGUAUCUGGCGUGUGUCGGCGCGUCCAGCUGUGCACAGCCAGUGUCGACAUCUACCUGGAAGGGACACUUUGAUUUAUUUCCGUCAUCUCCAGCCUGGAUAUCAUCGCUGGCUGCAGACAUCAUUGACGCCGUUUUCUCCCGUAGGGACCAGGAGAUGGCCGGUUGACUGCAGAGCUUUGCUUAUUGGCUGGCCGAGCUUGCCGUCAUGGCCAAAAGCCCGGAGGUGAAACUCGCCGUCUUAGGCCGAGCAGGGGUGGGCAAGUCAGCGUUGGUGGUGAGGUUUUUGACUCGACGCUUCAUCUGGGAGUACGACCCAACCCUUGAAUCCACCUAUCGCCAUCAAGCCAAUAUCGAUGAUGAGGUUGUCACCAUGGAGAUACUGGACACGGCAGGCCAGGAGGACAACCAGCAGAGGGAAGGUCACAUGCGUUGGGGCGACGGUUUCUUCCUCGUGUACGACAUCACCGACCGAGGAAGCUUCGAGGACGUGGCACCGCUCCGGAGUCUUCUUGAAGAGGUCAAGAAGCCCAAGAACGUGCCCUUGGUCCUGGUGGGCAACAAGUGCGACCUGGACCACGUGCGGCAGGUGACCACCGAAGAGGGCGAGCGCCUGGCUGCCGAAAUGUCCUGCGCCUUCUACGAGUGCUCGGCGUGCGCCGACGAGGGCGGCGCCGUGGCCGAGGCCUUCCACGAGCUGUGUCGCGAGGUGCGGCGGCGCAAGGCCGUGCAGGGCAAGGCCAGACGCCGCAGCUCCACCACGCACGUCAAGCAGGCCAUCAACAAGAUGCUGACCAAGAUCAGCAGCUAAGGGAGACUGCCGGGAAAAAGCCGCGAGAGGCAAAAUAAGACGAGGAAAAAACGUUUCUCAUGUACAGUAAAUGUUCACUGUUGAUUGUCUCCCAAAUGGACUGGAUGGGACUGCACUAGGUACUCAUUUGUCACCAAAAAGUGCAAGAUAUCAUGCCUUUGGCGCCCAAUCUCUGCAAAUGUCCAAUCAUCAUGAAACCCAUUAGAGACAAUGACAUCCCGAGGGACGGAAAUGGACCGCUAUUGUAUCCCGCUUCUGACUGCAGGUAGCUAAUAUCGUCACCUCAUGGAUUCAUUCUUACUCACCAGUCCGUUUCCAUUUCGCUCGAUAAGCGAGUCAGUGCGUAAUUCCGAUUGGGCGCUCAUGACAACCAGGCAGACAGACGGGUCGCUCGCGCUCCGUGUCGUGUCUGUGGGAAAUAGUCGUAGACAGGAUGUGUGUGUAAAGGGUUACGUCAGCUGGGGGUUGAUUAAAAAUCAAACGGCGUGAUUGUCAAGCCAAAGAAAGACGUAGUCGACUGUCACUUGCCUGCCUCUUGAUUAGAUGAACUCGAGUUAAAAACAGCGGUGCCUUGAGAGACGAACGACCCGACUUAAGACUUUUGGAGAUUCGAAAAAUGCUGUUGUUCGGAUCCU
Molecule: messenger RNA, 1529 nt
Organism: Hippocampus comes (tiger tail seahorse)
Lineage: Eukaryota; Metazoa; Chordata; Actinopteri; Syngnathiformes; Syngnathidae
Gene: rerg
Product: RAS-like, estrogen-regulated, growth inhibitor
Exons: 5
Coding region: 292-894 (200 amino acids)
Molecular function (GO): GTP binding; GTPase activity
Source: RefSeq, a predicted model, not a curated record